Hevea brasiliensis (rubber tree) is the source of this 2056-nucleotide messenger RNA. Its product is annotated as pantothenate kinase 1. The transcript is spliced from 11 exons. Gene Ontology annotation, molecular function: ATP binding; pantothenate kinase activity. Gene Ontology annotation, cellular component: nucleus; cytosol. The coding region runs from base 414 to 1754 and encodes 446 amino acids. The record is from RefSeq and is a predicted model, not a curated record. Gene Ontology annotation, biological process: coenzyme A biosynthetic process. Lineage: Eukaryota; Viridiplantae; Streptophyta; Magnoliopsida; Malpighiales; Euphorbiaceae.
AAUAUUUAUUUUCUUUUUUUUUUCUAUAUUUUUUUAAAAUAAGAGAAAGCGGAAAUUCUUUUAUUUUUCAUAAUUUAUUUUCCUUCUCCCCCACUUUUCCAUGUCCAAACAGGGGUAAGAGAAGUCAAAGGAGAAGGGUAACAAAAACCAAGGAAAAUCAAAGAAAACAAAUUUAUAGAGCGGGACAAAAAACUGCGCUUUUUCAUCGAUUUUUCUUUCUAAAUUGAAUGCAAGUAAUUGUCUUUUCGACGAAAACUGUGUUCUGCGAAUAAGAAACUGCCAUUAUUAUAGUGGGUCAACGAUGGGUUAGGUGCUGGAGGAAGGGUAGUUUUAGUUUCUGGAUAUUUAACUUCAACUCUCUGUGGUACUUGGAGAAGACCCACUUCAAUUUCUUUAUAGAAAAAGAGAGGAAAAUGGAUCAAAGACGCGAUCAAAUUGAAGGGAAUUCAGAACCCAGCCAUUCCUUUGGUCAAAUAUCUCAUUUGGCCCUCGAUAUUGGAGGAACUCUGAUCAAGGUGGUUUAUUUCUCAACAAGUAGAGAUGAUUGUAUUGAUCAUGAAUGGGAUAGCUCUGCAAAUAAUACUCUUGGAGUUUCCAAAAGUGGCAAACAUCCUAUCCUUGAAGGAAGACUCCAUUUUGCAAAGUUUGAGACGAGGAACAUCAAUGAUUGCUUGGAGUUUAUUAGUUCCAAGAAACUUCACCUUGGUGUUUUGGGUGGAAAUAGCUGCACCUCAGCUUGUUUAGAGUUGGAAUUCAAGAGGCUGAGUCUGUUCUUGAUUGAGUCUCUCAAUCAAUCUUUUCAAAUGAACUCAGGUUUCCAGCGUUGUAGAAAUCUUGCCAAGGACAAGAACUUAAUUAAGGCCACAGGUGGUGGGGCACACAAGUUUGCUGAGCUUUUCAGAGAAAAGCUUGGGAUUGAUCUUGACAAGGAAGAUGAAAUGGAUUGUCUUGUGGCAGGAGCAAAUUUUUUGCUUAAGGCAGUUCAUCGUGAAGCUUAUACAUACGUGGGUGGUGAGAAGGAAUUUAUGCAGAUUGACCAAAAUGAUCUGUACCCAUAUCUACUUGUGAAUAUAGGAUCUGGUGUUAGCAUGAUUAAGGUGGAUGGAGAUGGCAAAUUUGAACGAGUUAGCGGAACAAAUGUUGGAGGUGGCACCUUUUGGGGUUUGGGAAGGUUACUAACAAAAUGCAAGAGUUUUGAUGAAUUGUUGGAGCUAAGUUAUAGGGGAAAUAACCGAGUGAUAGACAUGCUUGUCGGAGACAUCUAUGGUGGAAUGGAUUAUUCAAAGAUUGGCCUUUCAUCAACAACUAUUGCAUCAAGCUUUGGGAAGGCUGUUUCUGACUAUAAAGAGCUUGAAGAUUACAAACCUGAAGACGUCGCCCGGUCUCUUCUUAGAAUGAUUUCAAAUAAUAUUGGGCAGAUUGCUUACUUGAAUGCGCUCCAAUUUGGGCUCAAGAGGAUAUUUUUUGGAGGAUUUUUCAUACAGGGUCAACCCUAUACUAUGGACACAAUUUCAGUUGCAGUUCAUUUCUGGUCUAAAGGGGAGGCAAAAGCAAUGUUUUUGCGGCAUGAAGGGUUUCUGGGAGCUCUAGGUGCAUACGUGAGCUAUGCAAAGAACAGGCUUGAUGACUUGGUAUGUAAUGAAUCCAUUGAAAUCCCAGUCAGUGCAUCGUAUGCUGCAGAUCCCAAGUAUAACCCACGAAAUGCGGAUUUGAAUGAUAAUGAAAGUAUGCAGUGCAGUGUCUAUACAGCUUAACUUUGUCAGUGACUUUCUUUCACGCACUGAGGUACGAGUAAUACAUUGUUGGUAGCCUCUAGCCCCUUGUGCAGGUUACAGAAAUUUGUAGAAUGUGUAACAUAGUUGAAACGUGCCAGGACCAAUAAGGAAGAUCAUAGGACUAAUACGCAUAAAAGAGAGAUCAAGGAGAGAAAAUAAACCUUGUUUCUUUGCCUGAGUGCUUGUGCAACAUGUCUAGAUUUUGUUGUAAUUUGCAACUAUGUUCUUUAGAUUGAAAUAAACCCUGUAACUUAAUUGUUUAGUAGAAUCGUUUUCUUACA